Aspergillus bombycis is the source of this 681-nucleotide messenger RNA. RefSeq lists its product as uncharacterized. Gene Ontology annotation, molecular function: acyltransferase activity, transferring groups other than amino-acyl groups. The record is from RefSeq and is a predicted model, not a curated record. Lineage: Eukaryota; Fungi; Ascomycota; Eurotiomycetes; Eurotiales; Aspergillaceae. The coding region runs from base 1 to 681 and encodes 226 amino acids. The transcript has a single exon.
AUGCCUUCACCCAAUAAUCCAAACCAAAACCUCCCUGAUCUAACGACAAUCCUCGCGCACACAAUUCCCGAGAAAAUCACCUCCCUCCGCCUAAUCUCCGACAGUAUCGCGCAACAACGCCAAACCGCAUCCCGCGCCAUCCUCUUCUACCCGCCAACCCUAACACUGCUCACUCUGACGCUCCUCCUCAUCUCACAACACCUCUACCAAACACCCUUCAACUGGCCUCUCCUCCUGACAACAGGCACAGGCAGUAUAGCAACCAUUCUACUAUUGACCCGGUACACAACAAGAGGCUACCUCGACGAAGGCGAACGCGUCGGAACAUGGAGAUGGUUAUUCACCAACCACUAUACCAAUUCCGAUUCAAGCCAACCUCCCAACCAACACCCCACUUCCGAAGACCCUGAACCCCAAGACAGGGACAGGGAGAAGGAUCUAAUCUUCAUAUCCAAAUUUGGGGAAAGGAUCAUAGGGACCUUGGUUCUUAGGGCCGUUGACACUGUUUCCGAACUGGAUGAACAUGUAUCUUUUCCUGAGAGGGCGAAGAUCGGUGUUCUUGGGGGUAGGAGUACUGUUGGUGUCAUUCGUGCUUGGACUGUGAGGUUGCAGUAUCGGGGUGUUAGCGUUGGGAGGGGCUUGUUGGAGGCUGCGGUUGCGGUUUGUAGGGAGAGAGGAUGA